CCUUUGGCAGCAGCAAUCGGGGGGCAGGACCAAGCAGGGACUGGUCUCAACGGCUCAGUGGGCUGCAUGCGGCCCGCGGGCCGUAGGUUGCCGACCACUGCUCAUGGCACUUGAGAAGGCUGUGUUUGUGAAUGUGUAUAUAUACACACAGAUCUUUUGAGCUGAAGGAAGACUAGCUCUGGUACUAAAGCUCUUUCCACACUCUGUGCCCCAGGCUGCCUUUGGAGGGAAGCAUUGCUAUUUUUUCUUUCUGGCCAGGGGUAGGCAUCAAAUGACCUUCUAGAUGUUGAUGGGCUGCAGCUCUCAUCAGCUCCUUGGUUAGCUGAAGUAAUAAGUGAGGAGUGCAGGGAAGUUCAAUCUACUGACAUUUGGAGGGCCACAGGAUCCCCUGUCCUGCCUUAGGCUUGAAUCAUGUGGGUAAUCUCAGCUGGACACUUUUUUGUUUUUUUCUGAUGGAGAAAGAAGGAGCCCAACAGAGGAGCCAUUUGUGAUUCUAUCCCAUCAAUUUGUCUUCAACAUACAGGACCCUGUAAAUGAGAUGCCUCAAAGGGACCCUUUUAUUAAUGGACUUCCUCAGGUCUUGCAAGCUCAGCACCUUGUCUUCCUUGGUGGAGUCAAUCCCUCUGUGUUGGGGCCUCCCUCUUUUCCUUCUGCCUUUGAUGUUAUACAUACUAUUAUCAUCUUUUCCAGUGAGUUGUGUCCUCUCACAAUGUGUCCAAAAUAUAAUAACCUUGAUUUAGUCAUUGUGGCUUCUAGGGAGAAAUCAGGCUUGAUUUGGUCUCCAGAACUAUGGAAAGAGGAUAGUCUCUGUGGAAUUCCUCCUCUACGGAAUAAACUGCAGGAAACAUGCCUUUGGAACAGGUUACUUUUGGGGAUGUGGCUGUGUAUUUCACAGAGGAGGAAUGGAACCUGCUGGAUCAGAACCAAAGAACUUUGUACAUUGAAGUCAUGAUGGAAAACUAUGAAAAUGUGUCUGUCCUGGGAGAUCCCUGGAGGAAGACAAAUGUACGCACUGAUCUACAUCUUAGGAGCUGCCAGACAGUCCAUAUACCAGACGAAGAAUACAGAUGGCAAGAGAUUAGAAAAUAUUUGUCCUAUUAUUCACAUUUUGUGAGCUACACAAGAGUCCAAACAAGAAAGAAAUCAUACAGAUGCCAAAAGUGUGGAAAAUGUUUUGCUCUCAACUCACACCUUUUGAAACAUCAGAGAGCCCACACAAGAGAGAAACCAUUGAUAUGUAAGGAGUGUGGAAAACGUUUUGUUCACAGAUCAGCAAUUGUGAUUCAUCAAAGAGUGCACACAGGAGAGAAACCACACAGAUGCCAUCAGUGUGGAAAACAUUUUGCAGACAUUUCAAACUUUUUGAAGCACCAUAGAAUCCACACAGGAGAGAAACCAUACCAAUGCCAGCAGUGUGGCAAAUGUUUUGCUCACAAGUCACACUUUAAAGAACACCAGAGAGUUCACACUGGAGAGAAACCAUACAAAUGCCAGCAAUGUGGGAAAUGCUUUUCUCAGAAUUCACACAUUUUGAGGCAUCAAAGAAUCCACACUGGGGAGAAACCAUUCAAGUGCCAUCAAUGUGGAAAAGAUUUUUCUUGCCGUUCAAAUCUUGUGACUCAUCGGAGCAUCCACACAGGAGAGAAACCAUACAAAUGCCAGCAAUGUGGAAAAAGUUUUUCUCGGAAUUCACUCAUUUUGAGACAUCAAAGAACCCACACUGGGGAGAAACCAUUCCAAUGCCAGCAGUGUGGAAAAGGUUUUGCUCGCAAGUCAGACCUUGUGAUUCAUCAGAGAUUGCAUACAGGUGAAAAGCCACACAAAUGUCAGGACUGUGGGAAAUCUUUUGCUGACAAGUCAAACCUUAUGAGGCACCAAAGGGUCCAUACAGGAGAGAAACCAUACCAAUGCCAACAGUGUGGGAAAUGUUUUGCUCACAAGCCACAUGUUAUAAUCCAUCAGACUGUCCACACAGGAGAGAAACGCUUUAAAUGCCAGCAGUGUGAGAAAUGUUUUUCUCGGAAUUCACACCUUUUGAGGCAUCAGGGAGUGCACACUGGAGAAAUCCAUUCAAAUGUUAGGAGUGUGGGAAAUAUUUUGCUCACAAGUCAGCCCUUGUGACUAAUCAGUGUCCACACAGGAGAAGAAUCAUACAAAUGCCAUGACAAAACAUUUUUCUAGAUCUUUGGAUGUGUUAUGGGCAGCAGGGGAGGAUUACCUCGUGGCCUCUAUGAAAGGCAGAGUUCACCUCGAGUGUGAAGGCUGGAUACAGUUAGGCCUGAUGAUCCAGAGUACAGUAUUGCUGAAAGUCAGUCCUUGGGAUUAAUCAGAGAAUCCUUCCUGAAAAUGUCAGCAGUGUGAGGAUUGCUUUGCUCAGAAUUCACAUCUCAAUUCACAUUAGGUACCAAUAGUGUGAGAAAUGUUGUGGUUGUGACUGAAGCCUUUUGAAGCCUCAGGACUUUCAGGAAAGCAGUCAUGACUUGCUUAUGUUUUCCCGCGGAGCUCUGUGUGAGAAGAGGCUUUGAUGGCAUUUUGCCAGUUUGGCAAGGAAUUCUACUUAGUGGAAUACUAUCCAGAUCAAGGGAUGAAUGUAACAUUACCCACUCAAUGCCCAGGUUUCUCAGCUGGUUUGGGGGAAUUAUGUUCAAUUUGUUCAAUGUAUGAAAUUAAGAAAGAAGCUUCAUAUUAAGUAUAAAUAAUUACAAGGGAUAAAUUAAAGGCCAUAUUUAACUUGCUUUUGAAAUAAUAUGCCUAGUUUUUUAUUAUUUGAUGCUUGAUGUUUGAUCUGUCAAAACAAAAUUAGUAUAUAAGAAUACUUUAUGAUAUUAAAUUCAAAGAGGGUUUUAAAAUGUGAUAAGUAAGAGAGCGAGAUAUGAAAGGUGUUUAUAGUUUUCAAGAUUUCAAGAACUCUUCUCUGUGGUGUAUCCCCCAGAUCCAGGCCACAGCCAAGCCCUUUAGAUCCUUUCUCUACAAUAUUGCUAAAAUCUGUCCAUUUCCCUCAGCCUCUACUGCCAAGACCCUGGUCCACACCCUGGUGGUCUCACCAUUAGAUUAUUGUAACCUCCUUCUGGUAGGGCUUCCUCUCUCACCUCCGUCCAGCAUUCAGCUGCAUGCAUUAUUACAUCCGCUCUCGACUUUUACCAUGUUUCUCCUCUUUUAUCAUCCCUUCACUGGCUUUUCUUCCUCUUCCAUAUUCAGUAUAAGCUCCUGUUGUUCACUUUUAAAGCCUUGCAUAGGCUGGCCCCUCCUUAUUUAUCUAACCUUCUUCUCCUCACAUUCUCACUCAUGCCCUGAUAGUCAAGGUCUGCUGUCCCAGCCUAGGAUCUUCACUGCCCCAUCCUGGAUUCAUCCCUUCUCACUUGCUGCCCCUCACCCCUGGAGCCUUCUUCCCCCAGGAGCCGCACGGCUCAUCACUUCUUUAACCAGUGUCAAAACGGAUUUGAAGACUAUAUUGUUCAGGAAUGCAUUCCCAGACAUUGUGUGAUUGUUUAUCUAAUUGUUAUUUAAGAUCUGAUACUUGAUUUGAUAUUUGAUCUUUUUAAUUUGUUUGCUUUUUUAUCUAAUUCUAUCUUGUAUUAUCUAUUGUUUUAUAUAUAUAUUGUAGAAUGUACGCCAUUGGCAGGUUUCAUUUUUAUCACUUUUAUUGUUUGUAUGUACAGCGCUAUAUACAGUAAAUCUACAGUGCUAUAUAAAGUAUAAUAAUAAUAAUAAUAAUAAUAAUAAUAAUAAUAAUGUUAGUUGGCAUCUAUGCUGUAGUGGUGGAAUAUUAUUAGAGGGAGAUAUACUUAGAAGAGAAUAGAAAGUUCAUUAGUGCUAGAAUAAUCCUCUCACUGAAUGUGAUGAACAUAAAGAUUAUUAACCUAUUAUUGACUAUUUAUAGAAAUGAAAAAUACAUUUUAAUAUGUUUGGAUUGUGUUUAUUAUUAGGCAGACUUUACAGAGAAGAGUUAGGAUAGAGUUAUAAAAUGGCAUAACUGGUAAAAAGAAGAUGAGCAAUCACUUUUAGCUUUAUCUUUUUACUGCUAGUUUUUUGGCUAUCUGUUCUUUGUUUUUUCCUCUGUUUUCUUGGUUUUGUAUUUUGUAUUGUAUAUUGGUCUUUAUUUUUAUGUAUCUGGUAAAAUCAUU
Sceloporus undulatus (fence lizard) is the source of this 4124-nucleotide messenger RNA. RefSeq names its product zinc finger protein 501-like. The record is from RefSeq and is a predicted model, not a curated record. NCBI's taxonomy places the organism in Eukaryota, Metazoa, Chordata, Lepidosauria, Squamata, Phrynosomatidae. Gene Ontology annotation, biological process: regulation of DNA-templated transcription. Bases 847 to 2121 code for a protein of 424 amino acids. The transcript has 3 exons.